Messenger RNA from Cuscuta epithymum, 2181 nucleotides. The record is from the annotation of a GenBank genome assembly. NCBI's taxonomy places the organism in Eukaryota, Viridiplantae, Streptophyta, Magnoliopsida, Solanales, Convolvulaceae.
GGAAGCCGUAUGUGAGUCAAGUCAAGUCAAGUCAUAGAGGAGGAUUGAUUUUGAAAAGGCUUUCCAUUUUCACACUUGCGAUAUCCAGUUCUUGGCAUGGAGACUGACGGAUUUUCCCGAAUGUGUAGAGACAAUGAGCUAUCGCGGCAUCCCUCAUUUCCCACUUCUGUUCUCGACGAAGGCGCCUCUGGCAAACCGCUCAUCUGCUCUACUGCCAGCGCAGGCGGUGGUGAAGGAGGAGACCCCCGGCGUCUUCCUUCGUACUUUGACCACGUCCCUGAGGACCUGUUGAAGAAUGUACUGUCCUUCCUUAUCGACCGUAACGAUCGUGACGCUGCCUCGCUCGUCUCCAAGUCAUGGUACCGCGCGGAGGCGAUGACCAGAUCCGAGGUCUUCAUCGGAAACAUCUGUGCUGCAACGCCCCGGCGCCUCGCAGCUCGAUUCAUUCAGCUCACCUCAUUGAUUCUCAAGUUCAAGCAUCAGAAGGAGCCUUUUUACUUUCUGCCGAUGGAAGCACGUUUCGCGCCCUGGGUCGCCUUAAUUGCCGAGUCUUAUGGUGCACUCGAGAAAUUGUACCUCAAACUCUUCAAUGUCUCGGACGAAGAUAUGGACAUUCUGGCUCUAUCAUGCCCGAAUUUGAAGGAGCUGGUGUUGGUCAGCUGUGGAGAAUUCGGGACCUAUGGACUUGGUAGGGUUGCUAGAGAGUGCAGGAAAUUAAGGGUACUCGAGGUGAUUGAUUGCCUUAUUAAGAGUGUCAAUGUGGACUGGGCUUCAUGCUUCCCCGAUGAUAAUACAUUUCUUGAGUCUUUGAUCUUUGAAAACUCUAUGAUGUCAGCGGGUUUGAAUUUUAAAGCCUUGGAGCAGCUGGUGACAAGGUCUCCUUGUUUGAAGAAACUCAGGUUGGAUGACCUUGUUACCAUCCGCCAACUCUAUCGCCUAAUGAUCAAAGCUCCUCAGCUCACCCAUUUGGGAAUAGGUAUGUUUAUUUACACAAGGGAACAAGAAGCUGUUGUGGGUGAACUAGAAUUUAGCUAUGCUUUUGCUGUAUGCAAUUCAUUAGUUUCUCUUUCUGGAUUCAGGGAUCACUUUCCUAGUUAUCUACCUGCUCUGUAUCCCGUUUGUGCCAACCUGACCUCUCUCAAUCUCAAAUAUACUCUCAUCAGCUCUGCACAUUUCAAAGAAGUCAUUUUUCACUGCCAUAAACUACAGAGCCUGUGGGUGUCUGCUAGAGUCUGCGACGAAGGGCUUGAGGCAGUAGCAGCAACAUGUAAGGAUCUGCUAGAGCUUCGUGUUUUCCUGGAUGUGUACUCUGAGGAUGAGGACGACGACGACUUUGUCGUGUCUGAAGUUGGUUUGCUUGCAAUUUCUGACGGUUGCCGGAGACUAGAAUAUGUAUUAUAUGUCUGCAAUAGAAUGACUAAUGCAGCUCUUGUUGGACUGUCGAAGAACUGCCCAGAUCUUUUGGUAUUCCGUCUCCACACACCGGGGUGGAGAAGUCGGGACUAUUAUACGUGGGACUCGAUGGAUGAAGGGUUUGGGGCGAUUCUUAUGAACUGUAAGAAUCUUAGACGCCUUCACACAUCUGGUUUAUUGACAGACCAGACUUUAUGUUACAUUGGACAGUAUGGGAAAUCACUGCGUACUUUGUCUGUUGGUGUUGCUGGAAAGAAUGAAAUGGGGCUGAAUUUUGUGCUCAACGGUUGCCCUAAGUUAUUAAAGCUUGAGAUAAGUGAUUUCCAAUUUGGAGAUUCAGCUUUGCGUUCUCUUUUGCAUCAUUUUUACAGGCUGCAAUUUGUGAAGAUUUCAACAUGCGGGGUAACUCAUCAAUGCUGUGAGGAAAUUGCCCGCCAAUUACCUCAGUUGGUAAUAGAAGUGGCUCACAUGAGUGGCUAUGACACACCUUCGGAUCAGAGGGGCUAUGACACUCUAUUCAUGUACCGAUCUCUUGAUGAAGCAAGCUCCAUAUGGACCAAAGUAUGUGCAAAUCUUCUAAAGUUAUAUGAUGUCACUGGGAAGAAUAGAAUUCCCUUGUUUACCUGACCCUACUCUGCUGAUGGCUGAUGAUGUAGUGUUGUGAAUGUUUGAGUAAUUUCCAUCAUGACUGAGCAAUGAAGUUUUAUUUGGAUGACCUUGUUUCUAUUGAACAACUUUAUUGCGUAAUGAUUAAAGCUCCUUUGGCUU